UCGCGAGAGAGAGGACCCCAAAACUGCGAUCACCCUCGCCCCCUCCUGCCCUUCGCUUCGCCUCCGCGGUGGCGAUGGGCCCGAUGGCCAAGGCUGGCGGCGCCCCCCCUGCGAUCCGUCUCCUUUCCAUCCCCAAGGAGGGGGAGCGCGUGCUUGCGCCCACCCGGAGGCCUGACGGCAUCCUCAGAAAGCCCAUUCGCAUCCGCGCCGGAUACGUCCCUCAGGAUGAGGUUGCCAUCUACCAGUCCAAGGGCGCCCUUUUAAGUAAAUCGAGCGAGGCCACAGUACCUCCAGGGUACGAUCCGGAUCUGGCUGAGAAGACAAAGACCAAAUCGGCAAGGAGGAACGAGAGAAAGAAGGAAAAGAGGCAUCAGGCUGCACUUGAAAAAGAAAAAAACAUGGUUUCUGAAGGAGCCGAGGUGGUAAGGACUGCUAAAUUUGUUUCUGCUGAUGGUACCUCUCAAAUAGAGGAAUUUGAAGCUGUUACGGAGCAUAUAAGUAGAAUAACCUUAUUGGCAAUGCCAGCAAUACCAGAGGUGUCAAACUCUUCUGCAGAACCAAUGGAAGUCUCAAAAACCAAGUCUUCUGGCCAGGAUUUUGAUAAGAAAAUUCCAGCACUUAAAAAAAAGGAUCGAUGUUCAUGUGGCCAUUCAUUCAGAAACAAGUGCCUCCUGAGAAACUUAAACCAAUACCUUCUGAAAUGCCUAACGAUCUUCACUUGCAUUCUUCUAGCAGAAGCUAAGCUAGUCGGUGAUCAACAAGGUAUGAAACCUAAACAGACGGAGAAGAUGAGAACAGUCAGAGAGUGACAUGAGUAACUAAAACUCUUA
Messenger RNA from Zingiber officinale, 830 nucleotides. Its product is annotated as partner of Y14 and mago-like. Gene Ontology annotation, molecular function: RNA binding. Lineage: Eukaryota; Viridiplantae; Streptophyta; Magnoliopsida; Zingiberales; Zingiberaceae. The transcript is spliced from 4 exons. The record is from RefSeq and is a predicted model, not a curated record. Gene Ontology annotation, biological process: exon-exon junction complex disassembly. Gene Ontology annotation, cellular component: cytoplasm; exon-exon junction complex. The coding region runs from base 75 to 809 and encodes 244 amino acids.